CGCGCCCCACUCCCUCCGCGUUCCGGGCCCCAUGGAGCUGCUGGCCGCAGCCUUCAGCGCUGCCUGCGCCGUGGACCACGACAGCUCCACCUCGGAGAGCGACGCACGCGACUCGGGGACGGGGCACCUGCCCGGCAGCGAGUCCUCCUCCACCCCUGGAAAUGGGACCACACCCGAGGAGUGCCCAGCCCUGGCCGACAGCCCCACCACCCUCACCGAGGCCCUGCAGAUGAUCCACCCCAUUCCUGCCGACUCCUGGAGAAACCUCAUCGAGCAGAUAGGGCUCCUAUAUCAGGAAUACCGAGACAAAUCCACUCUCCAAGAAAUUGAAACGAGGAGGCAGCAGGAUGCGGAAAUCCAGGGCACUGAGGACGGGUCCCCAGCUGGCGAGGAUACCCCUGAGGAUGAGGAAGAGGAGGAGGAGGAGGAGGAGCCAGCGAGCCCGCCUGAGAGGAGGCCCCUGCCCCAGAUCUGCCUGCUCAGCAACCCUCAUUCGAGGUUCAACCUGUGGCAGGACCUCCCUGAGAUCCGGAGUAGCGGCGUGUUGGAGAUCCUGCAGCCCGAGGAGGUCAGACUGCAGGAGGCCAUGUUCGAGCUGGUCACCUCUGAGGCCUCCUACUACAAGAGCCUGAACCUGCUGGUAUCCCACUUCAUGGAGAACGAGCGGCUGAAGAAGAUCUUGCACCCGUCCGAAGCCCACAUCCUCUUCUCCAACGUGCUGGACGUCAUGGCUGUCAGCGAACGGUUCCUCUUGGAGCUGGAGCACCGGAUGGAGGAGAACAUCGUCAUCUCCGAUGUGUGCGACAUCGUGUACCACUACGCAGCUGACCACUUCUCGGUCUAUAUCACCUACGUCAGCAACCAGACCUACCAGGAGAGGACGUACAAGCAGCUGCUACAGGAGAAGACAGCUUUCCGGGAACUGAUCGCACAGCUGGAGCUUGACCCCAAGUGCAAGGGCCUGCCCUUCUCCUCCUUCCUCAUCCUCCCCUUCCAGAGAAUCACCCGCCUCAAGCUGCUCGUCCAGAAUAUCCUGAAGAGGGUGGAAGAGAGGUCAGAACGUGAGUGCACCGCGCUGGACGCCCACAGGGAGCUGGAGAUGGUGGUGAAGGCGUGCAAUGAAGGCGUCAGGAAGAUGAGCCGCACGGAGCAGAUGAUCAGUAUUCAGAAGAAGAUGGAGUUUAAGAUCAAGUCUGUCCCCAUCAUCUCGCACUCCCGCUGGCUGCUAAAGCAGGGUGAGCUGCAGCAGAUGUCGGGCCCCAAGACCUCCCGCACCCUGCGCACCAAGAAACUCUUCCGGGAAAUUUACCUCUUCCUCUUCAAUGACCUGCUGGUGAUCUGCCGGCAGAUCCCAGGGGACAAGUACCAGGUGUUCGACUCCGCCCCACGGGGCCUGCUGCGUGUGGAGGAGCUGGAGGACCAGGGCCAGACGUUGGCCAAUGUUUUCAUCCUGAGGCUGCUGGAGAACGCCGACGACAGGGAGGCCACCUACAUGCUGAAGGCAUCCUCUCAUGGGCCAUGUCCUCUUCCCUGUGCCAGGAGUGAGAUGAAGCGUUGGAUGACCUCUCUGGCCCCCAACAGGAGGACUAAGUUCGUUUCCUUCACGUCCCGGCUGCUGGACUGCCCACAGGUGCAGUGCGUGCACCCGUAUGUGGCCCAGCAGCCAGACGAGCUGACGCUGGAGCUGGCGGACAUCCUGAACAUCCUGGAGAAGACGGAAGACGGGUGGAUCUUUGGCGAGCGUCUACAUGACCAGGAGAGGGGCUGGUUCCCCAGCUCCAUGACUGAGGAGAUCCUGAACCCCAAGAUCCGCUCCCAGAACCUCAAGGAGUGCUUCCGAGUGCACAAGAUGGAGGACCCUCAGCGCAGCCAGAAUAAGGACCGGAGGAAGCUGGGCAGCCGGAAUCGGCAAUGACCUCCACUGUAGUUGCCAGCCUGAUGCAAGGAUGUGGGCAGAGGAGCAGGCUGGUGGGGGCCGCAACAGACACAGAGGGCUCCUGGGUUCUUGGGAAGGACAGGUCAGGGCCACCCCAGGCCAGGUGCACGUCCCAUCCCUGCCCACACAGUGAGUGUCCGAGUGUCUCUGCCCUUGCUGGCACUGAUGUACAGGCUGAGAUGGUGCCUGCCUGACCAUCUGCAGAAGAGGAGUGUCAGGUGGUGUCACAUCCACCCCCCUGGUCUCUGGGGGCCUCUGGGUACUGGCAGAGGCCCAGAGCCAGGUGUCCCUGGUGGGGUCAGGCGGAAGGUGAGGACUGUUGUGAUCCCUGCACUGCACGUGUCCUUCCCCACCAGGCACCCAGAGGGCCACCCUUGCCUGACAGCUUCCAAGCGGCCCUUGGUCUCCGGCUACUGGGACGAGACCAGCCGCCUCCAUCCCCCUCCAGCGCCUCGGCCACCCUGGCCACAUAGCAGCCCACUCCACACAGGCCCAGCAGGGCUUGGCUGAGUGCCCACCUCUGGCUUCUCCGCAGCCAGCGUGACUUGUGUUUUCUGGCCCCUUUGGAAGCCCAGGUGUCUUAUGGAAUGAAUUGGUCACUGCAUCCUGUAUGGUUAUGGUUCCAAGAAAAGCAAAUUCCAUUUUUGGCUGCAUUAAAGAAGCAUCAUGU
Messenger RNA from Octodon degus (degu), 2606 nucleotides. RefSeq names its product neuronal guanine nucleotide exchange factor (gene Ngef). Gene Ontology annotation, biological process: activation of GTPase activity. The record is from RefSeq and is a predicted model, not a curated record. NCBI's taxonomy places the organism in Eukaryota, Metazoa, Chordata, Mammalia, Rodentia, Octodontidae. Gene Ontology annotation, molecular function: protein binding; guanyl-nucleotide exchange factor activity. The transcript is spliced from 13 exons. Bases 32 to 1915 code for a protein of 627 amino acids.